This is a messenger RNA of Plodia interpunctella (Indianmeal moth), 1445 nucleotides long. RefSeq lists its product as uncharacterized. Bases 21 to 1292 code for a protein of 423 amino acids. Gene Ontology annotation, cellular component: plasma membrane. NCBI's taxonomy places the organism in Eukaryota, Metazoa, Arthropoda, Insecta, Lepidoptera, Pyralidae. Gene Ontology annotation, molecular function: olfactory receptor activity; odorant binding. Gene Ontology annotation, biological process: detection of chemical stimulus involved in sensory perception of smell; sensory perception of smell. The transcript has 8 exons. The record is from RefSeq and is a predicted model, not a curated record.
CGUACAAGAAAGACCUCAAUAUGUGGAAGAAAAUCAAAGCUUAUUAUAACAAAGAAGGGUAUGAUUACUCGAAAGGUUUCGGAAAACCUACAGAAUUUCAUAGCAGUUUUUAUUUUAUGAUGCAAAGUUUUCAAGUCAUGCAUAAACCAUAUCCGAAAUUUAGUUACUUCACUAAAUCAUUUACAAUGAUUUGCGGCAUUGGAGUUUUCAUAGACGCAUAUCUAGACCUGUACCAUGCCGUAGAUGUAAUGGAUAUAUUCAUGCUAACAGAAGCAGGGACCUACGCUAUACUUCUUACUUACAAGGCAAUGAUCAUGGCUUCUACUUGGAUAAACAAGGACAAUUUCUUACAUCUAUUGCAGGCAAUGACUGAAGAUUUUGAAUACAUCAAUACGAAAAAUGAACGAUACAAAAAGAAAUUUUUCGAAACCCACCUGGGCACAUGGAAGGCUACUUUGUGGUGUUAUUUCUUCAUGUUUGCUUUGGGGAUGGGUCAGAUCGCGUUCGCAUGUCUCUACCUCAUGUGGUACUACAUGACCCACACUGCGGGAGACGGCAGUGUCAGACCAUUGGUGUUCCCGUUUUGGGCCCCAGGCAUAGAUUACACAAAAACUCCUGCAUUUGAACUGGCCUUCGUCUUUGCCAAUUUGGGUGUAGCGGCUUACUCUUUUCAUUAUUUGUUUAUUCUUCAAACAGACGUGGUCUGGAUAAGGCAAAUUGCAUCAAAGGCCGAAUUGAUAAUACUGAACAUCCAUGAUUUGUUGGACGGUAUAAAACCAGCGGCUACGGUAGAAGAAGAAGAACAUUACUCUGCUAUGAUUCGCUUUCGGAUGAGGGAAAUAAUAUCCAAAACGCAGUCUAUGUACGUUUUGAUUGAGAAUUACGCUGCUGUCUACAAGAAAAUGUUGAUGUACGAACAAUUUUUCUCCAGCCCUACGAUUUGUAUGCUAGCGUACUGUUCGGCAGAGAAACUCGACAAAGGGGAGAUUCAGGCACAAAUGAUGCUGUUAUGUACAGGUGCUAUGAUAACCUUGUACAUACCUUGUUAUCUUAUCACGUUUCUCAGAAGCAAGAUCAGUGAUGUGAGUGACGCUUGCUGGGAAAUACCAUUCUGGGACGCUCCUCCUGUUACUGUCAGAGUAUAUAUAAAUCUGAUCAUGCAGAGGUGCCUCAGACCUCUACCUCUACAGGCCCCUGGUUUCGAAGAGGUUUCAAUCAAAACAUUUUCUAAUAAAAUGACUUCAGCAUAUUCUUAUUUCAAUAUGUUGAGGCAAGCAGAUUUUGAAUUAUAAAUAAAAUAUACACAUAAGCAUCCAAUCAAUAUAUGUUUAAAUAAAAAAGAUUUUAAGUUAAGAAGAAACUUAUGUACUUAUUUAUCACAAAUUAUUCUUCACUUCUCAAGUAAAACUUAUUUUUGAAAUGGAAUAAAAAUAUUUUUUCUUAAU